This is a messenger RNA of Anopheles gambiae (African malaria mosquito), 451 nucleotides long. RefSeq lists its product as uncharacterized. The record is from RefSeq and is a predicted model, not a curated record. The transcript is spliced from 2 exons. Bases 23 to 451 code for a protein of 142 amino acids. Lineage: Eukaryota; Metazoa; Arthropoda; Insecta; Diptera; Culicidae.
GAAUAACACACCGAUUUUUUUUAUGUUAUAUAGGACAACUGGUGAAGCACGUACUACUAGAGUACAAUACCAGCAGUUGGUUACGCUGCUAGAAGAGGUACCCGAAAUAGCACGAGGGCUAUUUAAGGGAGACCAAAAAAGCUUCUGGACUAAAGUGGAGUCCAACCUAAAUGCUCUGGGACCGCCAAUAACCCGCCAGUGCGACCUGGAAGUUUGGUUUGAUUAUAAAUGUGCGGUGAAAAGGAAGCUGCGGGACAAUAAAAAAUCCCUUAAUGCUACUGGAGGUGGGCCAUUCGCCCAAAAGCCAUUAAAUGACUUAGAGGAAAGAGUGGCAAAUUUCUGUAAUUUGCAUUUAACAUUAGUAGGGAAUUCAGGAAACUGUCAUGGACUGAAAAAUAAUACGAUUAAUAAUGAAAAUCCACCUCCUGAACCAAGUAUUCAUAUAGGGUAA